UUUUGAUUACAGUAAAUGUAAUUUUGAAGUUAGACUUUAAAAAAAAGGCUUUUUAGGUUAGAUUUAAACAAGGUAUGUUUAUUUUACUUAUAACUCUAUGAUAGUAUCAAAAGAACCUUAUUAAAAAAUUCCAGAUUAAAUUAUUUAAAUAAUGCCUGAAUGGAAGAUUUAAUGGAUUUAUGAUCCAAAAACAUCAAAAAGCAAUAAUAAAAGGAUAAUUGGUUUUAAAUUAUUAACAGAUAAUACAAUGAAAAUAGAAUAUUUUGGAGACAAUAUAAUAAUGAUGACUUUAAAAGAUUAUUUUAGUAAAUAAAUUUUCUAAUUAAAUUUUUUAGAUGAAUAUGAAAUCAUUAAAAAAAUAGGAAAAGGAAAAUAUGCAAAAGUUUAUAAAGUCAGAAGAAAAAUAGACAAUAAACCUUUUGCUGUAAAAUAUUUACAUAAAAAUAAACUCGCAACAAUAGAAGACGCUAAUGAUGCUUUAUUUAAUGAACUUACAAUCUUAAGAUCUUUAGAUAAUAAAUAUUGUAUAAAAGUAAUAUCUACAUACGAGGAUGAUAAUGGUUAUUAUAUCCUUAUAGAAUUAUUAGAUUUCGAGAAGAUUUUUUAAAACGAAUUGAUUAAUUUAAAAAAUUAUAAAUUGGGAUAUGAAUAUCAAAAACUAGUAAUGAAAUAACUUCUUAUAGGAGUUCUAUAUGUACAUAAUAAUGGAAUAAUGCAUAGAGAUUUAAAACCAUAAAAUUUAAUGUUUGCGACUGAACCUGAAGAUGGAUAACCAUAUCAAGUUAAAAUUAUAGAUUUUGGACUUGCUUAAUAUGUAAAGGCAAAAAAAUAUAUUUAUGUCCAUGUAGGAACGCCUGGAUUUGUAGCGCCUGAAAUUCUUAAUAAUGAAAGUGAAAAUAAUAGAUAUACAGAAAAAUGUGAUUUAUUUAGUAUAGGUGUGAUUAUGCAUAUUAUGCUAACAGGAAAAUAAUUAUUUCCAGGAAAAAGAUUCUCUUAAGUACUAGAGAGUAAUAAAAAAUGUUUAACAGAUUUUACUCAUUAAAGAUAUUAAGAUAUAUCAGAAGAAGCUAUAGAUUUAAUGAAACGUCUAUUAGAAGUUAAUCCAUUUAAACGUUUAUCAGCUGAAGAAGCUUUAAAUCAUGAAUUUUUUUAAACCGAAGGAACAUUAAUUAAGAAGGAAAUUAAUUUAUAUAAUUAAGAAGAUUUUACUCCAUUAAAUGUAAAGGCUCCUAAAAUUGAAGUUCACCAUAAUUUAAAUUAAAUAGAAAAUAAAGAUAAAAAAGACAUAGAUGACUUUAAAAUUGAUUUCGAUGAUUUAGGUUUUAAAAUGAUUCAUAUGAUGCCUUUGGAAGAAAUAUCAAUUUUAGGGAGACAUAUAGGUAUUACAUACUGA
Messenger RNA from Ichthyophthirius multifiliis, 1393 nucleotides. RefSeq names its product protein kinase domain protein. Gene Ontology annotation, molecular function: protein serine/threonine kinase activity; ATP binding. Gene Ontology annotation, cellular component: cytoplasm; nucleus. The record is from RefSeq and is a predicted model, not a curated record. The transcript is spliced from 7 exons. Gene Ontology annotation, biological process: mitotic DNA damage checkpoint signaling; protein phosphorylation. Lineage: Eukaryota; Ciliophora; Oligohymenophorea; Hymenostomatida.